Molecule: messenger RNA, 4484 nt
Organism: Bemisia tabaci
Lineage: Eukaryota; Metazoa; Arthropoda; Insecta; Hemiptera; Aleyrodidae
Source: RefSeq, a predicted model, not a curated record
CCACCCGUUUGUAAUCGGGACUUUAGUAGGACGUCAUUUUCCUCGACCGGGGGUGGCUACCGCCACUCUUGAAACUGGGAAAUACAAAUCACUUAAAGCCUGCGCUCCAUCAAAGGAAUUCUAAGAAUCUAGAGAAUUCAAUCGCUCUUGCACUGAUAUGUCUCUUUAUCACUCACCGCGCGGCACAAAGCGAAGCUCACGGAUAAAGUCGCCCAAUGUUGUGGUACCUACAUCAAAUUCCAGCCGUUCCCUUGUUGCCACACGGACCAUCGGCUCAGUUACUGUAUUUCACCAACUGCAACACCCGAAAUGUCAACAUCGCAAACCAAGAAAGCAUCACACACAUCCACAAUCCACAUACCCAUACCCUGAUAAAACUGGCUAAGAGUAACACACUAGCAGGUGAUGAGGCGAAGAGAAAAAGGAGAAAAGCGGCAACAACAACACCUGAUAACUCAACGACCUCUAGCGACCAGAAUAGGAAGAAAACCCUAAACAAGAAAAUGUCAACAAAUUCCGACACAUCAUCUAUCGUCAGUCACGAGGAAGCUCCUUCAAACAACAGGAUACCACAGGUGAUACGGAAAUCGGAUAAACAACCUUCACACGUAAAGGAAAUUUUCCGAUUGGAACCGGAGAAAGGUGACCGCAUAUGUGAACUAACAUGUCAACGUGACGCAUUGAUCAAAGAAAUUACCGACAUCAAAAAUGAAAAUAGUACUCUGUCAAAUUCAAACUUAAAAAUGAGGAAAGAGAUUGAGUAUUUAAACAAAGAAAUUGUAAAGUUAAAAAGCGAUUUGAGAAGUAAAGAAUGUGUUGAAGAGCUUCAUUGUCAACGUGAUGCCCUAAUCAAAGAAAUAACCGAUAUAAAAAAAGCAAACAAUUCUCUGUCAAACACAAAUUUAAUUUUAAGCAAUAAGUCCGAAUCUUUAAAUGAAAAUGUUGUAAAACUGAAUAAAAUGUUAAAUGAUAAAUCAAAAGAGAUCGAAUCCCAAUUAGCUGAAAUAAAGUUAAGUAAUAUAAAAAUCCAAAAACUAAUUAGGGACAAUAAGAAACUAACUGAUCAGCUAUUGUCACAUGAAAACACUGAUGACAUCCUACUAUCAAAAACUAAUACCAAUAUAAGGCCAAAAAAUAAUCCUGACAGUGUAUCAGCUGAAAUUUUGAGGGAGAAGUUAAAUCACUCUUUUAUUCCAGAUGCCCUACCAAAUAGUACUAAAAGAAACUUAUUAUUACUCAGUGCUUCACAUGGUCGAGGUUUAUCUUUUAUUUUCAAAGAUAUUUUAGGUAGUAAUAGCAAUUUUAAUAUAAUAUCUAUUUUCAAACCAAAUGCAAUGAUCGAACAUGUAAUUGAAAAUCUAGAAGAUCUAACUAAAAAUUUCACUGAGGAAGAUAUUGUAGUUAUCAUUGGUGGUUCUAACAACUUUAAUUCUCACAGCAGAUGGAAUGUCAAUCGGUGCUAUCAAAAAUUGAAUGACAUAAUUGAGCGUGUUAAAAAACCAAAAAUUUUUAUUCGUGAAGUACUACCUAGAUACGACCUACCACCAAACAUGUAUAAUCAAUUUUGUCAAUUCGGAGGUGCUUUGAACAAUAUGUUUUCGAGGAUAGCCUCAAAUACUAAUAAUGUUCAAACACUUCCGAACAAAGUAGUUAACAGAGUCCAUUUUACUAACCAUGGAUUUCACCUAAAUAGAUGGGGGAAAAAGUUGUUCGUAAAUGCAAUCAUGACAUCUCUUAUCUAUUAUCAUGAUAUCUAACUAGUAGAUACUGACGUGGCCAACAUAAGCUGGCCGAAUAUUUCAAAUAAGAUGGCUAAAACUAAUUCCAUACAUCACUCUGCCAAAUUUUCGAAUAACUGUCCACCCAUAAUGUGCGCUCAACCACAAUUUAGAUCAUGUAACCAAGGUGGAGUAUCGCUCAAUUGUAUUAAUCUCAAUAUUCGAAGUAUUAUAAACAAGCAUCAUGAGCUCAAUGUUGAACUCAGUAAGAUAGGUAGGGUGGAUUGUCUAUGCAUGACUGAGCUUUGGUUUCAGAAUAAUAAACCUCUUCCUCUUCAAAAACUUGUUUGUGCAGACUUUCUCUCUAGAAGCGAGACUAGAGGGGGUGGUACAGCUAUUUACUUAAGAAAUGGUAUCUCUUUCUCUGUAACUCAAGAACUUAAGGAUUUGGCUAUCGAGGGAAUUUUUGAAAUUAGUGCUGUACUUAUCAAACAAAUCGAUGAAUUUAUGCUUAGGAAACCACUAGCAGUCAUUUCCAUCUAUAGACCCUCAAACCCUCUGAAUAAUACUCUUGAUAAGCUAGAGAUCUUUUUCAGCAAAAUUGAAAUUUUACUUGACUGGCUUUCUAAUAAGCAAUGUAGCUUUAUAAUGGCAGGUGAUUUUAACCUUGCCUUCUUAAAUCCUACUGACCCCAACGUAGUCAGAUUCGACAACCUACUUAAGUCUAUCAAUAGUUCCCGUGUUUUUUUGUCAGAGCCCACUCGUAUUACCAAAUAAUCUAAAACUCUUCCAGAUAACUGUGUUACAAAUAUAGAUUAUAGUGUUGCAUUAAAUUGGGACCCUGGCCUCUCAGAUCAUGCUGGCCAAAGAAUAUGUCUGGAUUUAUGUAACCAUAAGUACAGCUUAAACAAAAAACGACUUGUAGCGAGAAGAAACUUCUCCCAAAGUAAUAGAUGUAAUCUGUUAGCUAACAUUAGCCGCUACUGCUCUAACAAACCUAAUACUAUUAGUCCAGUAAACGAAGGGAAAAAAGAGGGGGUUUGCGGAACAAAUUAGUAACAAGCUAAUUUUUCCCCCCAUUGAUAGUACCCAUUAAGAGGACCAUUUUCCCAAAAGUCCCCACCCUUACCCCCCCUAGGGAUUUUUGCUAGCCCCCCUCAAAGUUGAAAAAUCCCCCUCUGAUUUAAAGCGCUAUAACUCAGCCCCUAAUGUAGCUAGACAUCUCUGUUUUUUUUUAAAAUGUCUGUCUUAAUAUGCUCUUUAAGAAAUUUUUAACAAUUAUACAAAUUUUCCCACAAGUAGCUGAAAAUUUUGAAAAAAAGCGCAAUUUUUUAGAAAUUGAAUUGCUUCUUUUUCAUAAAGAGCGUGAUAACUUUUUUUUGACUGCAACUAUGAACUUUUUAGUUAUUAGAAACUUUGUAGGGGACGCAAUUUCCUUUCAAAUGGAUCACUUGAAAUAAGGAUUUGGCCAAUGAGUGGGGUGGGAGGAGGGCCGAAACAUGACGCGGUGCGAUGCAGCGCAGCGCCGUGCCGCACCCAGCGCUGAGCGGUGCGCCUGGCGACUUGAGGAGCUGGCGAUCGUCUUGAUACAUAAGUUGAUUUCAAUCGAAAUCGUUAUAUUUUUUCUGAACAUACUAUGACUUGUGGCAAAUAUUUUGCCGUACUGGGAAAGAACGCCUCAUGAAUGUUUGAAUGUUGCCGAAUUUCCUCCUAUACAAUAUUUUUCUAUACCUAAGUAAAAUUAUGAAUAUUUUUUCAAUACCCUUUCAGACACCGUAAACAAAAGUGAGUAUUCGAUUCUCUGAAAAUUUGUAAGAAACUACUUACAGGUUUGAGGGAAAAUUCUUAUUAUAUCGGAGGAAAUUGAGCAACGUCCGAAUGUUCAUACGGCGUUCUUUAUUGGCAUGGCAGUAUUGCCUCGCUUCAUUUGACUAUGAACGGAUUAAGAUGGUGGCCGAAGCAUCCUUAAAAACACGACCUCUCGAUGAAAAGACGGUGCCGAGCAUGUUGUGCAGCAUUCCGCUUUCACUUUAAUUCCUAGGAAAAAUGAAUGGAAAUAUCCUGUAGACAAAGUGCCGACCAGCGGUCAAGUUCGGAAUCUGAGGGUAGGAGCCAGGAUGGCUCCAGGAGUCGGAGGAUGUAUUGUAUGAGGCGCGCACUGAAAAUGACCGCGGUGGAAGGGUUCAUUCUCUCAUUAUGCUGCAAGAAUGUGAGAGGAUCGACGGAAGAUGCCUUCUUAAUCCUCUAUUAUUUUGCAAAAGUAUGGUAAGGAUGAGGGGAGAAGAGUCUUGCUGCAUUUUGACUCUGAAAAUGGGUUUUCAGGUCAAAAAUUUUCACUUUCCCACCAAACCAACUCAGUCCUGAUCCGUGGCUCCUAGCCGUCUGUUGAAAUCUAUUCGCGUCAUUAUCGUGCCUUUUCUGCUUUUCACUUCGUGUUUCAUGGAGAUCUUCAAAAAUUCUCUACAUCCGAUUACGCGAUUCUGAGCUCAAAAUCGAAUAAAUGUGCUGGAACUUCACCUUUUAUUGACUAUUUGCAAGAAAUCAAUAAAGUUUCGCUAAACCUUUCUUAACGGACAUUAAGGUAAUUUUGAGAGCUAGGAAACGUUUCGAGACAUGUAAAAGUGUUCAGACCCGCAAAUGUGUUACUCGAUAAUAUAUGCCUGUGACGUGAACUAAAAUCAUGGGAGCCGAACUCAGUGAACUUUUCGUAAGGAUCGUGAACUUAUUUUUGAUAACGCAAAAACGAGCCGCGACAACAAGUUGAAA